Messenger RNA from Suillus paluster, 1830 nucleotides. RefSeq names its product ATP adenylyltransferase-domain-containing protein. The transcript is spliced from 14 exons. Gene Ontology annotation, biological process: nucleotide metabolic process. Lineage: Eukaryota; Fungi; Basidiomycota; Agaricomycetes; Boletales; Suillaceae. Bases 1 to 1830 code for a protein of 609 amino acids. The record is from RefSeq and is a predicted model, not a curated record. Gene Ontology annotation, molecular function: ATP:ADP adenylyltransferase activity; ATP binding.
AUGACGGAGGUGCAGCAGGUGAAUCCCGACAGAGGGGUAGAAACAAGAGUAUCUACCUCGCGAAUCCGGAAGCAGCAUCGUGGCGCAAUUAUCGAGCGGUCGGAGGUUGGACAUCAAAUGAGUGCCGCUGCAGGUGAUGGAGCGAUUUGGCCUAUGUCGAGUGAGCAUUUAGAACGCGUGCCACCGUCAAACCAAACGUUUCUAAACCGUGACGAAGUGCGAGCCGACACACCGACUGUUAAGUCGGCUGCGUGCCACUUACCUACAAAGUCCGGAAUCAACGUCAUAGGCGAGCCUCCGAGCUCAUACAACUUCGAUCGUUCAAUUUUCUCUGAAUCGACUCUGAGCAACGCUCGAUUCCACACGCUUCUUCUGCUAUCCUCCCCCUUCUUCUCGACCGCAGACAUUAUUCAGCAAAUGGGAAAGCUCAUUUGGCAUGAUUUAAGUCGCAACAUCUCCCUUACAGCAAGCCUUUAUGCAGUAUGGGCUGGUCUCUGGGGGAUUUUCUUCCGCAAGUUCUUCUGGGAUUUCAUCGGUGGCAUCCUGCGUACUCCUGGCGGCCUGCAACCAUCACCUAAGGCCGCAAUCUUCAUCACAGUUAUCGUCAGAUUCCCUAUCCUGCAGAUAAUCACAAUGAUCCUUGGAUUUAUCAUGGUCGCGCUGGAGUAUCCUGUGCCCAUCCUCAAGGGAACUGCUCUCCAUAGGAGCUUCGGUCUCAGAGUAGUGUUACUGACAAUGCAAGCAUCCGUUACGGUGUUUUUCUACCAACUCACAGUCAUGAAGGCCUCUGAUAUCAUAUCUGCUGUCCCCGGUCGUUUCGAAGCUGCGAAAUCUUCAGAGGAUUUAUUUUUCUUCCCAUCGGAAGUGAGCAAGUACGAGGAGAUCGGGGUAGAGUGGGAGAUUCGCCUAUGUACCGCGCUUCAAAAGAAACCGCUCGCGCCCGUACCUGCUGGAGAAGCAGAAGUUGCACAAUCUGAUGUGCCAGGCGAGGCUUCCAAGAAAUCUGAUCCCUUUACACCUCCAUAUGUCCCCAACCUUUACGUCGGUGAUUUACGUGACGUAUCAUCCGGGACGGACUAUGCGAUCCUGCUUAAGUGCAUCCAGCUGAACAAGUUCUCGGCUGUUCCCCAUCAUUUCCUUCUUGUGACCAAAGAAUUUCUACCGCAAACCUCACCGCUGCUGCCGCAUGAUCUGGUCCAAACUUAUCUGCUGCUUCUUGCGGCCCGAAAAGCGCGUAAAAAUUAUUUCGCUUUCUACAAUUCAUUCAUCAAAGGCGGGUCGAAUAGUGGAGCAAGUCAACAUCACAAACAUAUCCAGUUCAUUGAAGCUGAGGAUGACGGACCUCCAAUCGAAAGAUUAGCCAGAGCAGCAAACCUUGAAGUCUCAGGCAAACCCUUUUCGCUGACAUCCAUGCCAUACGCGAACCACGUAUAUCGGCUUCCGAAUCUGUCGAAUGGUGCGUCACCUGAGCAGCUCGAACAAGUAUUAUUCCUUCCCUUCCUAUCCCUCCUGGAUCUUGUGAUUUCGACCGUGCGACAUGCUCCGGAUUAUCCGUCUGGUACCCCAUCCUAUAAUGUGAUUCUUACCUUGGAACACAUGCACUUAAUCCCGCGACGCUGGAAUACCUAUACCCUGGGAGAUACGGGGGCGAUAUUGGGCGUGAACUCACUUGGGUUUGCUGGAAUGCUAAUGGUGAAGAGCCAGUCCGAACGCGAGGCAUUAGAACAAGAGAAGAUCGGAAAGGUACUUAGAGGCGUCGGGGUGGAAAGCGUCCAUGAAUUGCAAGUUGCUGGUACAUCGAUGGAGGCAAUGGAUGAGACAGGCACUUGA